Lachancea fermentati is the source of this 429-nucleotide messenger RNA. Lineage: Eukaryota; Fungi; Ascomycota; Saccharomycetes; Saccharomycetales; Saccharomycetaceae. The record is from the annotation of a GenBank genome assembly.
AUGUCUGAAGCUGCCGCUAGCAAGAGAAGAGUUUUCAAGACCUACUCCUACAAGGGUGUCGAUUUGGAAAAGAUGUUGGAAAUGCCAACCGAAGAAUUCGUCAAGUUGGCUCCAGCCAGAGUUAGAAGAAGAUUCGCCCGUGGUUUGUCUUCCAAGCCAGCUGGUUUGAUGAAGAAGUUGAGAGCUGCUAAGUUGGCCGCCCCAGAAAACGAAAAGCCAACUGCUGUCAGAACCCACUUGAGAAACAUGAUCAUCGUCCCAGAGAUGAUCGGUUCCGUCGUUGGUGUGUACAACGGUAAGUCCUUCAACCAAGUUGAAAUCAAGCCAGAAAUGGUUGGUCACUACUUGGGUGAAUUCUCUAUCACUUACACUCCAGUUAGACACGGUAGAGCUGGUGCCACCACCUCCCGUUUCAUCCCAUUGAGAUAA